This is a messenger RNA of Protobothrops mucrosquamatus (brown spotted pit viper), 1830 nucleotides long. It is a transcript of the gene GLB1L2, whose product is annotated as galactosidase beta 1 like 2. Gene Ontology annotation, biological process: carbohydrate metabolic process. Gene Ontology annotation, molecular function: beta-galactosidase activity. Gene Ontology annotation, cellular component: vacuole. NCBI's taxonomy places the organism in Eukaryota, Metazoa, Chordata, Lepidosauria, Squamata, Viperidae. The record is from RefSeq and is a predicted model, not a curated record. The transcript has 18 exons.
AUAAUUCCCAUGCGGUUCUGGGGCCGGGUGCUGGGCUUGCAGGCCAAGCACUCCCAGUUCCUGCUGGAGGAGAAGCCCUUUCGCAUCCUCGGCGGCUCAGUGCACUAUUUCCGCAUCCCCCGAGAAUAUUGGAAGGACCGCUUGGUCAAGAUGAAGGCCUGUGGCCUGAACACCCUCACAACGUAUGUCCCUUGGAACCUUCAUGAGGCCAUCAGAGGGAGAUUUGACUUCAGCGGAGACUUGGAUCUGCAGGCUUUUCUUAGGAUAGCAGAAGAAGUAGGACUAUGGGUGAUUCUGCGCCCCGGACCGUAUAUCUGCUCCGAGUGGGAUCUUGGUGGUCUACCCAGCUGGUUGCUUCAGGAUCCUGAAAUGCAGCUGAGGACAACCUAUAAGGGUUUCACCGAGGCUGUAGAUUCUUACUUUGACCACCUGAUGCCCCAGGUGGUCCAUCUUCAGUACAAGAAUGGAGGGCCAAUCAUAGCCAUGCAGGUGGAGAAUGAAUACGGCUCCUACGCCCAGGACCAAAAUUACAUGGCCUACAUAAAGCAGGCCCUGUUAAGCAGGAAUGUGGUGGAAUUAUUGAUGACCUCGGAUAAUAAAGAUGGCCUGAAUGCCGGCACCGUAGAAGGAGCUUUGGCCACUAUCAACUUUCAGAAGAUGGAGCCGGGACUCCUGUCCUCCCUCAACAAACUGCAGCGUGACAUGCCAACGAUGGUGAUGGAGUACUGGACUGGUUGGUUUGACAGUUGGGGAGGACCUCACAACGUGUUUGACGCGGAUGAGAUGCUGGAAAGGAUUGAAGACGUUCUCCGAUCAGGAGCAUCCAUCAAUCUCUACAUGUUCCACGGAGGGACCAAUUUUGGAUUCAUGAACGGUGCGCUGCAUUUUAACAACUACAAGGCAACCAUCACCAGCUACGAUUAUGACGCCGUGUUGACUGAGGCUGGAGAUUACACCGCCAAGUACUUUAAACUGCGCAAGCUUCUUUCCAGCAUGAUGGAGACUCCUCUCCCUCCACCUCCGAUAAUUUCAAAUAAAGCAUCUUACGGGGCCAUCCUGAUGCAGCAGUAUAUCUCACUGUGGGAACUUUGCUGUUAGGAUCCUGUUCUGGUUUCUCUUCUGCAGAUUGUGAAGUCAGAAUACCCCAUCAACAUGGAGAACCUACCAGUCAACAAUGGCAAUGGACAGGCCUUUGGCUACACCCUUUAUGAGACGGUCAUCCUUGGCGGAGGAAUGCUGUAUUCGCGUGACUACAUCCGAGACCGAGCAGAGGUGUUUAUUAAUACUCGAUAUAUUGGUCACCUUGAUUACAACGUACAGGAGCUGUCCAUUCCUAACAGGCAGGGAUAUAGACAGCUGCAAAUCUUAGUAGAGAACUGUGGCCGAGUCAACUACGGNAGAUUUGGGGGGGGGGGGGGCGAGAGCUUAAUUGGCGACAUCGUUUUCAACAAAACCUCCUUGAGGAACUUCAAGAUUUACAGCCUUGAAAUGAAACCGAGCUUCAUGGAAAGUCUGCGUGGAGCAUCUCCUUGGAGUGCCAUCCCUGACAGCGCGGUGGGCCCCGCGUUCUUCCGAGGAACACUCCAAAUACAGUAUAUGCCCCAAGAUACUUUCCUGAAGCUCGAGGGCUGGGAAAAGGGAGUUGUCUUUGUCAAUGGCCAGAACCUGGGUCGCUACUGGAAAAUUGGUCCUCAGGAAACCCUCUACCUCCCGGGAACCUGGCUCCAACAAGGGUACAACGAAAUCAUUAUAUUUGAGGAGCGUCUUGGAGGCCGUAUCAUCCAUUCCACAGAUCUGGCCUUCUUGGGAAGGGUUCAGUAUGUGACCUGA